Molecule: messenger RNA, 2669 nt
Organism: Zingiber officinale
Lineage: Eukaryota; Viridiplantae; Streptophyta; Magnoliopsida; Zingiberales; Zingiberaceae
Exons: 4
Coding region: 103-2493 (796 amino acids)
Molecular function (GO): sphingomyelin phosphodiesterase D activity
Source: RefSeq, a predicted model, not a curated record
GUUUACUGAUGAGCGUCUGCGCGCCCAGUGGAAGCGCGUCAAAAUUGAGAGGUUUCAUCUUCCCUUCUCUACAAAACCCUAAACACCCCGCGCGCCCUCCCAAUGGAUUCCCAGAACCGGGCGAAGGACAUCGCUUACUCCAUCCUCUCCGCCUCUGCUCCGCCCCAGAUCUCCGCUGCAUGCUCCGCCGUGGACACUUUCCUCCGCCGCCAUGUCUCUGAUCAAAGCCGUGCCUUUUUCUCCAUCGCCUUCCCUUCCCUCAUCUGCCGCCUCUUCGGCUUUGACGACGUCCCUUCCCCUUCCUCCGCUUCCGCACACUCCAUCCAUCUCAUUUCCACCGCCUGGAUCGACCAGGCGGCGUCCGAUCCUGCGCUCUCUAGCCGCCUCUUAGCUCUUCUAUCUCCUGACGGCCUACUGUUCUCCUCCAUCUACUCGAUUGACCGCCAAAAACUUGUCCGAUAUGUGUUCCCUGUCGAGCGGCUGCCGAACUGGAUCCGUUUUGUCCUCCAAAGUGACCGACCAUGCUCCGAACUCGGCGAUUUAUGCCCCCUUCUAAGUGGUAGAGUUAAGGAGGAGCUGGCUCAGGAUUAUCCGUACCAUGUCGAGCUCAAUGCUUUUGAAUAUUAUAUAUUUUGGUUUGCCUAUUAUCCUGUUUAUCGAGGUAACAGUGAAAAUGCCAACUCCGGUGUGGUUCAGAAGAGCAAGAAGUUUAAGUUGGAGAAUUGGACUUUGUCUCUUCCCGUUCUAUCUGGUGCAAUUAGGAGACCAGACCAGAAGUCCGGGGGUAAUUUGUAUCUCCAGCUUCUCUAUGCAUAUCUUCGUGCAUUCAUGCCAAAGUAUCAGUUGGCCUCCAGCCAACCCCAUCGCAGUUCUUUACUUCAUCAUUAUGUUAGUUAUGAUGACACCGUGCUCUUGCAAGCUGAAUUUUUUAUUCAUACCUUUGUCCACUUUUGGAUGCUUGAUAAUGAUUUUUCACCCCUCCCAUUGAACUUCUGCCGCUCUUUUGAUUUGUCAUUUCCGUUCAGGGCAGUGCUAAGCAGUACCCCUCCUACACCUGGUUUAGGAGAUGCGAUUAAGUUGAUUGUAGAGUAUUUGAACUGCCGCCCAACUGAUGAUGGUGGAGGGAUUGAGAACAGGGGGGCUAGUGACAGUCCUGUCGUAAAGAGAUCACAGAAUGUUGUUUGCUCAAACACUAUGAUGCUUUAUUGCAAGAGUUCAGUUGUUUCUUGGAAUGCAGUAAUACAGAGACCUUUAUAUAGGUUUAUAUUGAGAAGUUUUCUUUUUUGUCCAAUUGGGUCAUCCAUAAAGAUUGUUUCACAAGUGUUAGAUUUGUGGAUGUCGUAUCUUGAGCCAUGGAAGAUAAGCCUAGAUGAUUUUUCUGAAUUUGAAUCGGGGAAAAGAAAAGAUACAGAAACUAAAGUCAAGGAAAGCAUUGAGAGAAAAAACAGUGGCCAAAACUGUAUGGAAGUACACUACUCACCAGCUUGGGAAAGCUAUGUUUUAUCAAAUUAUCUGUUCUACAAUUCAUUGGUUGUUCAUUUUCUUGGGUUCGCCCACAGGUUUCUCCAUACAAAUCCAGAUUCAGUUAUCCAUAUGGUGCUUAAGGUACUAAACAUUAUGACUGCAUCCAAACAACUGCUAGACCUUCUUCAGAAAGUUAGUGUUGCAUACCAUUUCAAACCAGCUAGUGCUUCCGCUUAUUCUUCUAAUGAUAUGCAUAAAUAUGUACCAUCCAACCUUGAACAACUGCAGGACUGGGAGGAUGGUCUUUGCGAAACUGAAGCAGAUGGGUCUUUCUUACAUGAAAACUGGAACAGUAGUUUGAAACUUUUCAGUGAUGGUGAAGAUGGAGCGCAUAACCUACUGCAGUUGUUCGUGCUGCGAGCUGAACAUGAGAUUCAAAUGUCUUCUGGGGACGUAUCUACUAGUAACAUGCAGGCCUUGGAUGCAAUCAGAUCUCAGAUGCCUGUUCUUUUCGGUGUCUCAGCAAGGAAAUCUGACUCACCUACAGCCACUCGAGCUCAAGAUAUCCGUUACCCCCAUAAUAAGCUAUUCAGCCCCAAGCACCUAGCUGUUGGAGAAUGGUCCUGGGCCAAUGCAAAAUACAAAGGCGAUUGGAUGCGGCGGCCAAUCUCAGAUACUGAAGUAGCAUGGCUAGCAAAGCUCUUGAUCAGGUUCUCGAGUUGGUUGAAUGAGCUUCUAGACCUCAACCAUGUCGAAGAGGGCAACUCAACUGGCCCAUUCAUUGUGGAUUUAAGUGGCGAUGAAGAUUGUAACUUGGAGGGGCCGAAGGAAGCACUAAUGAUGGUGUUGGGGCUGGUUGUUUCUUGGUUCAGUAUGUUCUUGAAUGGGGUAGUGAAGUUCAUGAGAGCACAUCGGGUGAGGAUCAACUUGAGAGUGUUGGCCUCCAAGAAGAUAGCAACGCUGCUGCUGCUUUAUGCUGUUUUCUGUUCGCUGAAGAAAAGCUUUGCCAUCCUUGAUACAUCUCCCUGAAAUACAUACUUUCCCACCUCCAUCAAAGAAGGAAUCUAAAUAUGUACGGUCAAACAUACGCGCAUACCAAUGCAAGUCCUUAUGAAAAGUUUACACUUUCACAUACAAAUGCAAAUCCUAAUGAAAAGUUUACACGAGCACAUACAAAUGCAAAUCCUCAUGAAAAGUUUACACAA